UUUGUCCCUUGCUUGCCCUCCUCCGGAAACAUAGAACUAAGAUCAGGCGCUUAAUCUGCUAAUAAACUGAGAUCAGGCGCUUAAUCUGCUAGCGAGGGCAUCGAUGGCCGCCUCCUCCCUCCGAGCUCGAAGCACCUCCUUUUCUCGCCUCCUCGCUUCUCGCUCAGCUCAAAUCGCUCAUCAAACGAGGUCGCUUUCCUCUGACGCUCUCGUCGAGAUCAAGCCCGGGGAAAUAGGCAUCGUUUCUGGAAUCCCUGAGGAGCACCUCAAGCGAAAGGUCAUUAUCUAUUCUCCAGCUCGGACUGCUUCUCAGCAGGGAUCUGGCAAUGUUGGAAAAUGGAAAAUCAAUUUUCUGUCUACCCAAAAAUGGGAGAAUCCAUUGAUGGGCUGGACCUCUACCGGCGAUCCAUAUGCCAAUGUUGGCGAUGCUGGGCUUGCUUUUGAUAGCGAGGAAGCUGCAAAAGCAUUUGCUGAGAAGCAUGGAUGGCAUUAUAUGGUCAAGAAGCGCCACACUCCUCUUUUGAAGCCAAAAGCCUAUGCAGACAAUUUCAAGUGGAAGGGUCCUCCAAAAAAUUGAGGAAGAUUAGAUCUUCAGGUUCGUGGCACUAUUCCUGUAAGCCUCGUGUUUUAAGGGUUAAUAUUUGUUUCAGCCUCCUCAUCAAAAGUCAAUCAUGUGCCGAUCAAGUUGUGAAAUGAUCUGUAAAUUUGAAGCUAGGCUUAAGGGUAUAUGUUUGUAACAUUAUAAUCCUGAAUUUCUGUUUCAUCAAAACCAAGGGUCAAUGUUUUAAACUAACAUUUUUUAAUUUCGUUAUGAAGUAGUCUAAGUCAUCAUUUAUUUACAAAAAAUGAUCACUUUUGCCAACA
Messenger RNA from Asparagus officinalis (garden asparagus), 864 nucleotides. RefSeq names its product NADH dehydrogenase [ubiquinone] iron-sulfur protein 4, mitochondrial. The transcript is spliced from 5 exons. NCBI's taxonomy places the organism in Eukaryota, Viridiplantae, Streptophyta, Magnoliopsida, Asparagales, Asparagaceae. The record is from RefSeq and is a predicted model, not a curated record. The coding region runs from base 104 to 577 and encodes 157 amino acids. Gene Ontology annotation, biological process: electron transport chain.